GUGCUGACAGUGUUGCUGAAUAGAAAACCGCCACGAUUGAUGACUUUUUGUGUAGCGUCAAAAUUUGACAGUACACGACACAACAUAGAGUGGAAAUACGAAAUUUACGAACAAUUAGCCAAGAAAACAGAACUACCGUGUGAUAAAACGUGUCCUGCCGAAUCCUUUAUCCUGUUAUCGCGAAUACUCGUGCUCUCGUUCCGAAGCGCUAGGCAUAAAAACAGUUGCACAGAAAAUGGUGUUUGUAAAGUCGUGGGAUGAUUUCGAGAUCGCGGCCGAAAAUAUGUACAUGGCGAAUCCGUGCCAGUGUCGGUUUACGAUGAAGUACACGCAUCAACGAGGAGCUGUUUUGUUGAAGCUGACCGAUAAUGCAAAGUGCGUACAGUACAAAACAGAGGUCCUGUCGGAACUGAGACGAAUCGAAAAAUUCUCCGGGAAUCUGAUACAAAUGAUGGCAUCGAAGGAAUAAGAACGAGUAAAGCAGGCGGCAUACGACACAAAGCAAAACGAGAAAGAUACGAGGCGAGGGAUUUAAAAUAAAAAAUCAACCAUAUUGUUAAGUGAA
Molecule: messenger RNA, 565 nt
Organism: Anopheles funestus (African malaria mosquito)
Lineage: Eukaryota; Metazoa; Arthropoda; Insecta; Diptera; Culicidae
Gene: Srp9
Product: signal recognition particle 9 kDa protein
Exons: 1
Coding region: 236-469 (77 amino acids)
Biological process (GO): negative regulation of translational elongation; SRP-dependent cotranslational protein targeting to membrane
Cellular component (GO): signal recognition particle, endoplasmic reticulum targeting
Molecular function (GO): 7S RNA binding
Source: RefSeq, a predicted model, not a curated record